Messenger RNA from Melospiza georgiana, 3247 nucleotides. RefSeq names its product HGF activator (gene HGFAC). Gene Ontology annotation, molecular function: serine-type endopeptidase activity. Bases 1 to 1752 code for a protein of 583 amino acids. Gene Ontology annotation, biological process: blood coagulation; zymogen activation. The record is from RefSeq and is a predicted model, not a curated record. The transcript is spliced from 14 exons. Lineage: Eukaryota; Metazoa; Chordata; Aves; Passeriformes; Passerellidae. Gene Ontology annotation, cellular component: extracellular region; rough endoplasmic reticulum.
AUGAGAGUCUGUGCUCCUCUCACUGUUGUCUUGGCUCUGAGUCUGAGCAGUGACUGUACAAGGAUGCAUGACACAUCUGGGGCAGGAAGAGGCUCAAGGCUUGAGUUCCCUCGCCCACAAGUGUUUACAGAGGAUGGACAUUUAUGCAAAUUCCCUUUCCGGUUUGGUGGAAGGUUUUAUCACACGUGUUUAUCAAAUUUAUUUUCCCGAAAGAAAUGGUGUUCAACAACACAUAACUUUGACCGGGACAGGAGGUGGGGACACUGUGAUUUGCUGCCCGGAGACCAUCCAGAUCACUGCGCAGACAACCCCUGCCAAAAUGGAGGGACCUGUUCUCUCACUCACAGCCACAGGAUGUACCACUGUACCUGUCCUGAGGAAUUCACAGGCGAGGACUGUCAGCUGAAGAAAUGUUUUGACAACAGCCUCUAUGAAUUCUUUGAUGAGGAAGUGAGCUGGUCGAGAGUCCAAGGAGGAGCAGUGGAGCAGUGCACGUGUGUGCAUGGCCAGAUGCAGUGUGAGCGCGUGGAACACGAGAGUUGUGCUGAUAAUCCUUGCAUGAAUGGUGGAGAGUGCAAGAUGGUUGUCUCCACUGGGAAAACAGUAUGUGAUUGCAAAGAAAAUUAUGCAGGAAAGCAUUGCAAUAUUGUCCCGAGCCAACGGUGCUACAUCGGCAAUGGCACGGAUUACAGAGGGACAGCCAACACAACCAUCUCUGGACACAGCUGCUUGCCUUGGAAUUCUGACCUGUUUUACCAAGAGCUUCAUGUUGACACCAUUGGGAAAGCAGUGGAGCUUGGCCUGGGACCCUUCCCUUACUGCAGAAAUCCAGAUGAUGAUGAUAAGCCCUGGUGUUACAUCAUGAAGGACAGCAGUUUGUCUUGGGAGUAUUGUGACAUUCCAAGUUGUGCAAGCAGGGAAAGGAGGCCACUAGUUCCAGCCACAGUAGAUAGUUCUGCAAUCACCAAAAGACCAUGUGGAAGAAGACAUAAAAAAAGAAGUUUUGUGAGACCUAGGAUUGUGGGGGGAUCCUCAUCUCUGCCUGGAUCUCACCCCUGGACAGCAGCUAUAUAUAUUGGAGAGAGUUUCUGUGGUGGCAGCCUGGUUCAGACCUGCUGGGUUGUGUCAGCAGCACACUGCUUUGCUCACAGUCCACUAAAAUCUACCAUUCGAGUAGUUCUGGGUCAACAAAUAUUUAAUAAAACAACUGAUGUAACACAGACAUUUGAGAUAGAGAAAUACAUCUUGCAUCCUCAGUAUUCCGUGUUCAAUCCUACUGAACAUGAUAUUGCUUUGAUUAAGCUGAAGAAGAACGGCCAACGUUGUGCUGUCAAGUCCCAGUUUGUUCAGCCCAUCUGCCUGCCAGAAAGUAACACUGUUUUCCCUGACCAGUUGAAAUGUCAGAUUUCUGGAUGGGGACACAAGCAUGAGAAUAUAUCUGGUUAUUCAGAUGUCCUGCAAGAAACACUGGUUCCACUUAUUUCGGAGGAGAAGUGCAGAAGUCCUGAAAUUUAUGGAACAGAACUCACAGAAAAUAUGUUCUGUGCUGGCUACUUUGAUAGCAAAUCUGAUGCUUGUCAGGGAGAUUCUGGCGGACCUCUGGCUUGUGAGGAAAAUGACAUCUCUUACCUGUAUGGAAUUAUCAGCUGGGGAGAUGGCUGUGGCAGAGUCAACAAACCUGGAGUAUACACAAGAGUGACAAACUAUGUCCAGUGGAUUAAUGAGAAAAUAGGCUCCCGAAAAACAAGCUGAAUAGUUAAAUACACUAACAUUUGAAGCAGGGUUCUGGAGUCUUCUGGUUUUAUUAAAAUGGCAUAUAUAUUUUAUUACAAGCUGGUAUGAAAACUCUCGUGGUAAUUCUUAGCAGUUCCAAGCCAGGCCACCAAAAGCAGCCUGCUCCAUCUGAUGUCAGCUGCCUUGAUCUAUCAUUCAAGAACUGUGGAUUGCUCAAUGCACCUGACUGCCUUUAUUUGUCUUAAAAAAAAUCUCAAACAUAUUGACACAGUGCACAAAAAUCUGAAACUCUCUGUCAGCUUGGUCGAUUAUCUAAAAAGGGAUUUGAUGUGUUCUGCAGUUUCUGGUGGAGCUGUCAUCCCCCAAACCAUCCUGCAACAAUAUUGUCCUUGUAUUCUCAGUUGAAAUGAAAAAAUAAACACGAGAAUCAAAAAUGAAAUUCCCUCUCCCUGAGAAAUGAUCGCUUGAAGCUCAGGGCAAGAGACAGCAAGAGAACAAUGUAGGUAAAGCUGCUCCUCAGCUAACUGCAACAACAAGUCUGGGGAAAGAAACCAGAGGGUUUAGGUUUUAUUUCAACCAAACACGUAAGCAUAUUUUUAUAUAAACAUAUUUCUGUGUUCCACUGACGUAAAAUCAGGAACGUGCCUCAGAGCUCUGCUGAAUCUGGUGUGCAAUUUCCCAGCAAGGUUAAUGCAACACCUCCUGAGAGCUCAGUCUUCCUGAAAAAUAUUGUUAUCUGGAGCAGCUGAUUUAGGUUGAUACAGCCAGGACCUUCUGCAGACUGUGAUCUGCUCCUUGCCCUGAGGAUAGCAAUGGAAACACUUCACCUUGCUGAUAAAUCCCUCAGUGUUUCUUUAAUUUGACAGUGUUUUGAAGAUGUCUUAGGUUUUGUACUAACAAGUUGUUCAACUAUUUAGAUAAUUCAGAAAGGAGGUUUCUUGUAACAGAUUUUUCAACUGGAUAGCUGGGGUGCAGCUUGACAUUUUCCUUAGGGAUUUGGUGACAUCAUAAACCACAGGCUUUACUGUCAUGGCCUAUGGAAUUGUUAUGGGACCAACCAAAGCAAUUAUUACAAUAAUUACAGAUGUUUAGAGGCAGUGGACUCAGUUGCAUGAGCAAAAACAGGCAGAAAAUUAUUCAACAGAAAAAGUCGGACAAAGAAUGGAAAAUCCUUUUUUUUUCCUUUAGCCAUGUCAGAUGUGUAUAUUUAGGUGUUGAUGUGAAAAGUAUUUUUCCCCUGGCAGUGAACAUUUAUGAACUCUCUUAAGUUUUUCAAGCAAAGUUGUUUUUUAAAGUAAUAGAAUUUUAAAGUGGUGCCUAGAUAUUCAGAUGUUUUUUGUUUGUAGUUUCCUCAUGGGUUUCUUAGUAGUGGUGAAUGUUAUUUACAGUAAAAAGAGAUUUUUAAAGGAAAAAUAACCAAAACCUGCAUCUGUAAGUAAAAAUAUACAACAAUGCUAAUCUAGAUAAAUGAUGUAAACUGUUUAAUAAAAACAUUUACCCUCUGUUUCUUGAA